AGCAACAUGAGGGAAAAUAAGAACAUGUCUGAGUCCCCGUCUCAAGCGGGAAAAGAAGUACCGGUUAAGAAACAUAAGCUAAGCAGUGAUGAGAACAGUAACCCUGAUUUGUCAGGUGACGAGAACGAUGAUGCAGUCAGUGUUGAAAGUGGCACCAACGCAGAGCGCCCUGACACGCCCACCAACACCUCGAACGCCCCUGGCAGGAAGAGUUGGGGCAAGGGCAAAUGGAAGUCCAAAAAGUGCCGAUACUCUUUCAAGUGUGUCAACAGUCUGCGAGAAGACCAUGCCCAACCUCUGUUUGGAGUCCAGUUCAACUGGCACAGUAAGGAGGGAGACCCACUGGUGUUUGCCACAGUCGGGAGCAACAGGGUCACUCUGUAUGAAUGUCAUUCUCAAGGAGAAAUCCGACUCCUGCAGUCUUAUGUGGACGCUGAUGCGGAUGAAAACUUCUACACAUGUGCGUGGACCUAUGACACCAACACCAGUCACCCCUUGUUGGCUGUAGCCGGGUCGCGGGGAAUCAUCAGAAUUAUUAACCACAUCACAAUGCAGUGCAUCAAGCAUUACGUAGGUCAUGGAAAUGCAAUCAAUGAGCUGAAGUUUCACCCCAGGGACCCAAAUCUUCUCCUGUCAGUCAGCAAAGAUCAUGCCCUUCGUCUGUGGAACAUACAGACAGACACAUUAGUGGCCAUAUUUGGUGGAGUGGAAGGUCACCGAGAUGAAGUUCUAAGUGCUGACUUUGACCUCCUGGGUGAAAAAAUAAUGUCGUGUGGUAUGGACCACUCCCUAAAACUCUGGCGAAUUAACUCGGAGAGAAUGCAGAAGGCCAUCCGUGGUUCUUAUGAAUACAACCCCUCAAAGACCAACAGGCCUUUUGUGUCACAGAAGAUUCACUUUCCUGACUUCUCUACACGGGACAUCCACAGAAACUAUGUGGACUGCGUACGGUGGCUAGGUGACCUCAUUCUUUCAAAGUCGUGUGAAAAUGCCAUUGUGUGCUGGAAACCAGGAAAAAUGGAGGACGACAUCGACCACAUAAAACCAAACGAAUCAAACGUCACCAUCCUUGGACGCUUCGACUAUAGCCAGUGUGACAUCUGGUACAUGCGCUUCUCCAUGGACUUCUGGCAGAAGAUGUUGGCCUUAGGAAACCAGGUGGGAAAGCUCUAUGUUUGGGACCUCGAGGUGGAGGAUCCACACAAAGCGAAGUCAACCACGCUCACCCUCCCCAAAUGCACGUCCGCCAUCCGUCAAACCAGCUUCAGCCGCGACAGCAGUAUUUUGAUCGCUGUGUGCGACGACGCCUCCAUCUGGCGUUGGGACCGGCAACGCUGAACGCUUCCGUCCCAACUUUUUAUUUUUACUUUUUGCAGUGAAAUAAAGUUUUUUUUUAUUAUUAUUAUUUUUUAUAUAAACUAUGAACAUUUUCCUACAUUCCUCGGUGAUGUUUUGAAGUUUCAUGUUUUGUUCACAACUUGACAUGGUGGAAUAGACAAACUCUGGACGUUUUGUGCAGAUGUUUAUCUUCUCAUGUCUUGUUUCCAGAAUCACCAUGAUGAAGUAUUUCGGUGGCAUCAAAUAUUGUUCAGGUAGAAAAUCUUCUUAAUUUUCAUAGUUAACCUGAUAUAAUAAAAUGAAAUUAUUUUCCUCUGUAGAGUUCUUGUGUAUGUGAACUUGAAUAAACUUAUUUUUAUACACAACUUAUU
Messenger RNA from Phycodurus eques (leafy seadragon), 1709 nucleotides. RefSeq names its product embryonic ectoderm development (gene eed). Gene Ontology annotation, molecular function: protein binding; nucleosome binding. Bases 7 to 1338 code for a protein of 443 amino acids. The record is from RefSeq and is a predicted model, not a curated record. NCBI's taxonomy places the organism in Eukaryota, Metazoa, Chordata, Actinopteri, Syngnathiformes, Syngnathidae. The transcript has 12 exons. Gene Ontology annotation, cellular component: ESC/E(Z) complex. Gene Ontology annotation, biological process: negative regulation of transcription by RNA polymerase II.